CGCGGUGCAGUCCCCCUGCUGUGGCCGUGGCUCGUGCUCGCAGCCGUCACCUUUCGGUGGCUCUUCCUUCUGGGCACUGGCGCGUGCUCUCUGGUUGCUCCUGUGCACCUCUCGGUGCCACGUGGCUGCUUCCCUCAGGUGCGUGCCCAGGACCGGGGUGCCUGUCCUGGGGCCUGCAGAUUUAUUAGGUGUUUUCGUGGAAAUUGCCUCUGGGGUCAGGCCGAGGGGCCACCUCCUUGGAGGAGCCUCAGGAGCUGAUGAGGGUGACCGAGGGCAGCUCCCUGCUCUCUGUUUUCGGGGGAGCAGCAGCUGGGGCCCCUGGGAAAGCUGCUCGUACAUUCAGGGAAAGCCUCGGUGUCCCUGCAUCCCACUGGGUGGCAGGGCUUGGUGGGGCGGGGGCACGACCAGCCCAGGGUCCUGAGGAGAAAGGCCCCUGGAGGGAGGCUGAGCUGUGGGGGGAAGACGGAGGACUCGGGGUUCCUCGCGUCUGGCGAGACCCGCUGGUAGGACACAGGCUGUUCAAGGGCCUGGCUGGGAGUUCCCUGGUGGCACAUCAGGUUAAGGAUCCAGUGUUGGCACUGCAGGGGUUUUGGUCACUGUUCUGGUUGGAUCCCUGGCGUGGCAACUUUCUCCUGAUGUGGGUGCAGCUGAGAUACGCACACGUACGUAUGUAUUUGAAGAGGAGACAGAUGGUGAAUCCUUCUUAAAAAGAGGCCGAGGGGAUCCCGCAGUGGAGUGCGAGGACCAGACGCCCCAGCGAUGACCAGUUCCCCUGUCUCCAGAGUCGUCUACAACGGCAAGAGGAACAGCAGCCCCCGCUCGCCUCCCAGCAGCAGCGAGAUUUUCACCCCGGCUCACGAGGAGAAUGUGCGCUUCAUUUACGAAGCCUGGCAGGGCGUGGAGCGAGACCUGCGCAGCCAGCUGUCGGGCGGCGAGCGGGGCCUGGUGGAGGAGUACGUGGAGAAGGUCCCUAACCCCAGCCUGAAGACCUUCAAGCCCAUCGACCUGAGCGACCUGAAGCGCCGGAACACGCAGGACACCAAGAAGUCCUAAGGCGCCGGAGCCCCUGCCCUGGCCUCUGGGGGACCUGCACGCCCGCCGCGGCCACCGCCUCUCCCCUGGGCCAGCUCCUGGGAGGGGAGGGGCCUUGCUCCCCGCCGGCCGAGAAGCCCGGGACCAGGACAGGCGCGCCGGACGGCCCAGGCCGCCCCUCCUCCCUGAGCCCCUCUCUCCUCUCGGGGGAUCUCAGGCUGCCCCCAUCCUUGGGAGGGCCUGGGCCCUGCCUCCCCCCAGGGCUUGACCUGACUCCCCUCCCCUUCCCAUCACCUUCCGCUGCCCCCACCCCCCACCCCUGGCCACCGCUAGGAUCAGGAGGGAGACGCAGGGGCCUCUGUCGUCUCCUGUGCUGGCGGGACCAGGCCGGCUUUGUCCCCGAGGUGGCUGGGAGGCAGGACAAGGGUGGUCCCACCUGUGCCCAGCAUGGGUCCCCCACUGACCCCUGUUGCCCCUUUGGCCUGGACACGGGGAGCAUCUGACACCCCCCUUCCCCCCCCACUGUCCAGCCUGGCCCCUUUCUUCCCUGUGUCCGCUUCAGGAUGGCACCAGCUCUCCUGGGACACUGCCGUGCCCCCCGCGCCUUAGGAAGGGGUGUGGGGCUGCCCAGUGGGUCCUGCCCUGUGCAGUGAGCUGGGAGGGUGUCCUGUGCCCUCCAAGUCCAGGUGUCCGACUGGAACCUGAAGGCCAGUGAAUAAAGGUGGGGUGGCCUUG
Molecule: messenger RNA, 1767 nt
Organism: Phacochoerus africanus (Common warthog)
Lineage: Eukaryota; Metazoa; Chordata; Mammalia; Artiodactyla; Suidae
Gene: MCRIP1
Product: MAPK regulated corepressor interacting protein 1
Exons: 5
Coding region: 760-1053 (97 amino acids)
Source: RefSeq, a predicted model, not a curated record